GAACGCGAUAAGGCGUUAAACCGCUGUUGCUGUUCAAGUUAUUCAAACAUUGGCUUCUCUGUCAGUUUCUCUUCCUCAUCAACUGAAGUGGUUCGGUUAGUAAACUGUGAAUUAAAGUCUUAUUGUCUUUAAGCGUAAAAUCUGCUCGAUGGGACCCGAAGAGAGGGAUUGGGUGGACGUGGCAAACAAUGUUUUGUUGAAAUGUCACAUUAACCUGAGGCUGGAAAGGAUGUCGGAGUGUGAUGCAAAUGUGUUUGUGGCUUUGUAUGAGGCGAUCUUGGGAGAGAAAGUACCAGAUUAUGUAGCUGCUGAGCGUCAGGAAGAUGACAUCCACAAUGUGCAAUCUGUAAUUGACUCAUUGGCCUUAGACUACCUUCACAUUAGUUUAUCUCACAUCACAGGUGAGAAUAUAGUCAGAGGAGAAAAAGAAUCUAUCAGAAACCUGUUGGAGAUUUUUGAUGGUCUGCUGGACUACCUCGUAGAGCGGCAGAGUGACGAAGAGCCACAACAUAAAGGGUUCAAUGGAAAGACCAGUGCUGCCAAUGCAGCAUAUCAGCCUCAAAAGCAAGACACAGACAAGACGCAGUGUCAGCCCUUAACCAUUCAGCUCAGCGAUAGAGAGAGUUCUUUGUCUUGGCGUAACCAGAGGAAUAGGGAGGCAGAGCAAGAACUACGUGAUAUGUCAGAGAAACUAUCUCGUCGUCUGGAGGAACUUGAUCUGAUGUUGAAGCGUGCUCUAAGUGAAACUGGGGAGAUUUGUGAACUAGGAGAGGAAGAUAAACAGUGUCAUCAUAGCGACCGGAUCAUGGAGUGUGUCAUAAGUUCAUGUCAUUCCAGAGCUCAUGCACACUCAUUGCCCCCCUUCCUUUCACCUGCACAGCACUCUAUUCAGCAAGAUGCUCUGAUCAAAGACUCAUACAAUGCCAGUCACAGCCAGCUACAGCACAGAAGCAGCCAGCAGUUAGUUCAGCAGGAGCAAGCAGAUAUGACCACUGAGAGACUCAAUGCUCAGAAAACGGUGCUUGAAUAUCACCAGGCUGUGUGUAGAGAAGCUCCUUCUGUUCACAGAUCCUGCACCAAAUCACCUUGUUCUCGAUCCUCUGGAGCUAAACUCCAACAGACAGCCAGAAGAGAGACACAUUCCUUGAGUGUGAAGGACAACAAUCUUCUUCCCAUUCUGCUGGAGGAGUUUCCACAGGUGCAGCUCUCUCCUCAUACUGUGUCCCACAUGUGGAAACAGCAGCUCCUACAGACUGACCAGCUCAGCUCCUCCCAAAACCAAAACAGACAGACCCAGUCUAAACUUUUAAAACAACUAGAUGAAGCUCAUAAAAGACAUGACAUGUUGGUGCAGAUAAUCCACAAAGAAAAAGAACACAACCGUCGCCUGAGAGAAUUCAGGGAGAGGAUCCAACAGCAGAAGUCAGCUCAGAAUAAACUUAGAGAACAGAGGCAACAUGUUGCUCGUGCUAAAAAAUAUUACAGCGUCUAUCAUGCUCAGCUACGUGUCAAACUGAUGCAAGCAAAGACACAAGAAGAGCAAAAGCUCAAGCAGAUUUUUGAAGAAGGAUUGGAACUUCAGAAGGCUCAUCUGAGAGAGCAGCGUGCACAUACUAAAGAACUGCGUCAGGAGAAUUACCGCAAAUACAAAGAUGAGAUUGAGGCCAUGGAGAACUACUACAGAGACCAGUUUUCUUUAUUGGCCGAAACCUUAGCCCAUGAAAGGCAGGACAUACAAAUUCAUAAGAAAGCACAGGAAAAGGCUCUGCAGAAUAUGAAAAGAGAGUUAAGAAAUAAGAUGGAGAAAGAGAUUGGCGAGCUGCAGAAGGUCAUCAUUCAGAAUGACGAAAAUAAUUAUUUCAGAGACUUGGAUGUGGAACGCUUACAGAAGCGUGUACAGAUGGCAUCUUUCCAGUACCCCACCAGCUGUCUGCAGUAAUCACUAGCCAAUUAAGCUGUGAUUGAUACUGAUCUAUAAUACUUCUUUUACAUACAUUAAUCUUUAGGUAGAUUACCUUGAAAAUAAAUAGAUGAAAUUUAAUGUGUGAACAGCUUGAGAUAUACUUGCAUAGUUCUUGUGAAACAUUAACAUUACUGUAAUAUUGUGUGUGUGUGUGUGUGUGUGUGUUUAAACAACACUUAAUGUUGCAACCGAAAUGCUGCCAUCAAAUCAAUAGUAGACUGUUUAAAAGCAAUUGUUCCCAGAAGUUGAUCUUGUAUCAUGUUUCACCAGUUUAUGGUGGAAAGUUUCUGGACUUCAGUUUGUUCUAUAGGACAGCAUGUACAAUUACGUUUCCCUUUGAUGAACUUUUAAAUGAGACUUCCAUUCUCCUUGAUCUUAUUUCUGUAAUGAUUUCCCACAACAACAACUAACAUCACUAAUCAUGAUUGUAUUUUGGUUUUGAAACACUGGAUGGUUCUAUGUUAAAUGUCAUAACACUUAAAUUCAUGCCAUGACUGUUUAUUAAAUUUCUCAUUUUAUGAAUUAGGUGUUUUUAUAAACAAAAUUAAUUUACAUAUAUACACAUAUAUAAUAUACACACAUCUUUGAUUUAAGGGAAAAUAUUAGCCCAAAAGGAGAUAUUUAUAAUUAUUUAUGUUAAAUAAAAAGUAUUUGAUGAAUAAGGUAUGAUUUGGGCAUUCUUGACAGAAUUUAUAUUAGACAUCACGCCAACAUUUGUCCAGAAAUUGUUUAGUGUGACUGUCUGUAGAUCAGGGGUCUCCAACCCUGCUCCUGGAAAGCUAACGCAGGGCUCCAAAUUGCGACUAAAUAUUUGCCCAUUUUGCAUUUGCGACCAAAAAUAUUAAUUUGCGAGUGAAGUUUUUGCUGAGGUCGCCAAAUGGCGACUAUGUUAUGACUUGAUUUUUUUUCCUGAUUGUUUUGCGAUCACAUUUUUAUGUCCACGUAUUAAACUGAGACGAUGCGCAUCAAAGUUUUAAUGGAAAAAAGGAGUUUCAAACAGUCCUCAUCUCUACCAAAAUGCUUGCUAAACGCAGCUCAGUCAUGCAGCGCGAGAGAUCAAAAUGACGGAGACGUGCAAAGUUAAAGUGCAGAAAAGCAGUGUCUAUUUCAUGCACAACUUGAACAAACUUCAACAGGUAAAGCUGUCAGCUGUGUGGAUAUUGGCAAUAUCGUUAACAAUUCUCGUUUAUAAUCAUUACUAAUAUGCAGGGGCAUAGGCGUAAAUCCGGGGGGUACGGGGGGGACAGGACCCCCCCUAUCUGAGGCUUGUCCCCCCUAAAAAUAUCUUUACAAGCGACUCUGUGUAUUGAAAAUAAUAUAAUGGACAUAUACUUAAAAUAAUUGUGUGAUUAGUAAAACAAAAUAAACGCAAAAAAAACGUUUUAAGUUCAGAAAUGUUUAGAUUCCCCCCCUCCCUUUCCUCACAGUGGUUUGGUCCACUGCCUGCUUUCCUUCUUUACAGAUGCACACACGAGUCCGGUGAGAGAGAGCAAGUUGGUUAUGUGUAAGUAGGCUGUCAAGGCUAUUUUAUUCUCUUUAAACAUCGGGUGAAAUGAUUAUUUCUCUUUAAUACAGAUGAUCAUUAAUAAAUUAGUCAUGACAAAAAAAAAAUGACAUCUGAUGUAUUUUCUAUGACCGAUUAUAAGGUUAACAAGCUUAAUACUGUAGCUUGUCACCCACUACAACUAACACGGCGAUAAGCCUGUGUGUGAACUGAUAGUAGGCUAAUAUUGUAGACCUACGUGUUGGGUUUCGUUCAAUAUGAUGUCAAGUGGCAGAUCAGUGGGUUUAAUGCGGUUGAAUUAAUGCGAAAGAGACAUACUAGGUUUCAGACGAAAAUAAUAAUUAUAAGCCGCUUUUCCACUAUCGGGCGAGCGGUCAG
Onychostoma macrolepis is the source of this 3845-nucleotide messenger RNA. Its product is annotated as centrosomal protein of 95 kDa-like. NCBI's taxonomy places the organism in Eukaryota, Metazoa, Chordata, Actinopteri, Cypriniformes, Cyprinidae. The record is from RefSeq and is a predicted model, not a curated record. The transcript has 16 exons. Bases 149 to 1939 code for a protein of 596 amino acids. Gene Ontology annotation, cellular component: spindle pole; centrosome.